Symbiodinium natans is the source of this 1011-nucleotide messenger RNA. The record is from the annotation of a GenBank genome assembly. NCBI's taxonomy places the organism in Eukaryota, Dinophyceae, Suessiales, Symbiodiniaceae.
AUGCUGGUGACAAAGUUCGCAGCUCUGGCAGCUCUCUGGUUCCUUGGUACAGCGGAGUCGACGGAGACCACCGAGAACAGUUGCAUGUUGCAACAGAAAGGCCGGGAGCAAGGCGUGGCCCAAGCGGAGGAGCAAGGCACGGCCCAGGCACCGCCAGACGCGCCGCAGGGCUUCGAGUUGAAAUGCACCAACUGCUUUUGUGAGGAUGUCACCACCGCUGAGAAAGAGCCCGUGGAUGCCGAGACAUGCGCGAAGCACUGUGGGGCUGUUCCGUUUAUUUAUCCUCUAACGUAUGGGAAUCGCUGCCUUUGCUGUGGGAAUUCGGCGAAGCUCAUCGAGAAUCCCGAGCUCCCCUACGUCACUGACUACCUGCUGGAGCUCACCCGAGUCUGCAGCCAGGGCAGCAAAGAGAGGAACUAUCACAUUUUCUUCCAGCUCAUCGAAGCCCGGAAUUAUGCCGAGCUCAAAGGCCUCGGCAUCAUGGAGCCCAAGGACUAUGCCUACCUCCGCGGUUGCUUGCCCAAGGCCCCCGGCAUCGACGAUGCCCAGUUCUUCGAGGAGCUCAAGGAAGCCUUCCAGGGGCUGGGAAUUGACAGCAAAGCGCAGCUUGAGGUGUUCAGCACCGUGGCAGCCAUCCUGAUGAUGGGCAACGUCGAGUUCACCGAGGCCGGCGAGGCCGCCGAACUGAAAGAUGAAGCUGCGGUGGUCAAGGCUUCGGACCUGCUUGGUGUGGAGGUGCAGGCCCUGAAGCCGGCGCUCCUGAAGCGGCUUAUCAAAGUGGGCAAGGACGUCACGCAGGCAAACCGGACUGCUGCGCAGGCCAAGGCGGCUGCGGACGCCGUGGCACGGCUGUUGUAUGGCCGGCUCUUCAAGUGGCUGAUCAAGCGCAUCAACUCUUGCUUGUCCGAGGGUAAGAAGGCCACCGGCCAGUUUUUCGGCGUGCUGGACAUUGCACCUUCCUCAGAGGAUCCCGCUCCACCACUCUUGCUGCGCAACCUCCGUGAUGCUUAA